CGACAGCUCCGCAGGUCUUCGGUUUGCGCUUGCGAUUGGACCGAUCUCGCUGGUGGUGUGUUAGAAUUUCAUUACAGUGUUUGCACAAGUGUCCAUAGGAAUAAAAUAAACGCGAAUUCCGAAGGGAUUCUCUGUCGCCAUGCAUUAGCGACCAAGUGAAGGCAAGAAAACAAAAAUAUAUGACACAGUUUAGUGCAGUGUAAAUUGAUUCACAUCAUUACACAGUCGGUGUGUUAAAUAAAUUCUACCACCAUCAUCACCAGCGGAUAGUUCAACCCCCCCCAGUCAUCGACAGACAACCAACAGACGGGGAAGGCCGUCUCGAUAACAGAUCGGUUACUUCAGUUUCGUCGACAGUUUAGAGUUGCAGCAGCAACCUGGUGAUGGUUCACGCUCUAAUCCCUUCGGAUGACAAUGACGGCCUGUGGACGACGCCGAAGAAAGCGACGAAAGUGACACAGGCUUAGAGAAAGUGUUCAGUGUUGUGUAUCUAUGCAUCCGGACUGCUGUGGUCAAUUCGUGCUUCACUUAAUAUUCCGCGCAUAGUUCUACGCGCCAUACUUAACCCAAAGCUAAAACGCUAACGUACUUUGCUCAGUAUUAUUUGCAACACCCUUCAUUCGACUGACUAUCUACCGCUACUUUGCUCGUGGAGUAAAUAUUCCUUGGAUAAAAGCUAUCCUGUUAAAAUGUGUAAUUGCUGCAAGUGUAUUUUUAGUUGCUGGGAGGACUUUUACUGGAACUGCAUCGAGGAGAAGUUUUGCUUCGACGAAACGUUAGUCAACUACGAUCCGGACGAUGACGAGCAUGCCGCCAAAAGCAAGAGUAAGAAUGGAUUCUAUGGCAGCACCGCUGAGGGAGGGUCGGCGGAGAACAACAACGCACCGAUCUGCCGGCAGCCGGCGUCCGGUGCAAGCAUUGGCCGAAACAUGUCCAUGAGCUCGAAAAUACACGAGGAUGACCUGCGGCGCGAGGUGCAAACCAACGUUCCGAUGCUGGCACCGGAAGUGAUGGCCAUCUUCGCCAACUCGCAAAUUUUCCAGUCAAGCGCACCGCCGAAGCCAACGGCGGCCGCCCGGGCGACCUCACCGGCGUCGGUGAAGUUCGCCAUUUCCGAUUCCGGUUCACCGAUCGAGGUGACACCGGUCAACGCCGGGCGACGGUCGGACGCACCGGCAGCUUCCGGCGGUGACUCCGGCGAUGAGGGUCGCCGCGAGUUGAGCUCCGAUAAGCUGCUGAAACGGCUCGAAGCUGGAAGUGCGACGUCGGAUGAACGGGACAGUCGCCCCGUCAUACCGGCGAUCGUUGAGGAGGAGGAUAGCGAAGAAGAUGGUCAGCAGAGCCGCGACGUGGAAGACGUUCACCGUGAUGUCGAAGUCAUUCUACGACCACCGCGUAAUUUCUCCGAGUCCAGCCUGUCCCGGUCGAUCCCGCGGGACGUAGGCGGCAGCGCGGUCAACAAGACGAUCAGUCAACUGCAAGCGGAGAUACCGUACUUCUCGAUACGGCCAGCCAGUGAGAACGAUAUCUUCACGAUAUCGGGUGCGAGUGCGGGUGGCGGUGGCGGUGGCAGUGGUGCAAGUUCCGGAGCGUACAAUGCCAUCAGUAUGACACCGGAGGUGCCGGCCAUCUCGUACUCGAACCUGCCGAAGAACUACCUCGAGACGCCGGUGAUCGAGAAGUACCGCGAGUCGGUCAGCCUGUACUCGAUCCAAACGGCCGGCAUUAACCGGCAGUCGCAGACGGACAGCCUGUCGAUGCCUCGCUACUACGGCAAGUCGGACCUGUUCGUGUCCGGUAUCGAUCGGGCCAACAGUCGCAGUGCGGACGCGGUCGAGAUGAACCAGUCGGACAGUGACGACAAGGGGCUGGCGGUCAGCGAUGGCAGUGGAAACGGGCUGUCCCUCAGCAGCAGCGCCUUGUCGAAGGCAAAACGAAGCAGAAGUGUCGCGGCCGAACGGAGCAAGCGACUGAUGAACAUCCGUACCGCGCUGCCACCGUUGAAUCUGGGUUUGAUACGGGGCAGCUCGUCGUCGAGCAACUUGCGCGAACGGGGAGAAUCGCGCGAGCGGGCGGAAAAGGGAACCAACAAGUCCAAGGAAGGAGGGUUAAGAGUUUAAAGUGUGCCAGUUUGGGGUGGGAAGCACUCCGCACGUUCGUUUUUAGUAUCGAGAAAAUGAAACAUAUCAGUGCCAAGUACAGUAUACGGGAAGCCAGACUGUCCAAUGAUGAGAAACUGUUGCUACUUAACGGUUGCGUAUUGUUUAGAAUAUUGUUGUAUUUUUAUUUUAAUGAAAGUUUACCGGCAACGAAUCGGACGCGGUGGAGGUAAAACGUGGCAAAAAGUGUUUGCCAAUGUGGCGUACCUAGCGUAGGCGUGUUUUAAAAACCGUUGAAAACAAGUCUUUCCAACUUUUUGGCUCGUUUCUGAAAGGAGCGAUAUUAUUCCAUGUUUGUAGAUGUAAGCUAGA
Anopheles coustani is the source of this 2471-nucleotide messenger RNA. RefSeq lists its product as uncharacterized. The transcript has 7 exons. Lineage: Eukaryota; Metazoa; Arthropoda; Insecta; Diptera; Culicidae. The record is from RefSeq and is a predicted model, not a curated record. The coding region runs from base 690 to 2120 and encodes 476 amino acids.